Messenger RNA from Daldinia caldariorum, 857 nucleotides. RefSeq lists its product as uncharacterized. Gene Ontology annotation, cellular component: mitochondrial large ribosomal subunit. Bases 325 to 804 code for a protein of 159 amino acids. Gene Ontology annotation, molecular function: structural constituent of ribosome. Lineage: Eukaryota; Fungi; Ascomycota; Sordariomycetes; Xylariales; Hypoxylaceae. The record is from RefSeq and is a predicted model, not a curated record. The transcript has 3 exons.
UCAGAGUUGGAGGCAAAUACAUAUAUUAGAAGGUAAGGUAGGUUAACAUCGGCGUGUCGGGGGACAAGGUACGUACCGUUUCAACCCGCUAAGAAAGCCGAAGCCAAUCGGAGAUUUUAGUUCAGAAUUCAGAUGGAGGUACCUUGUCACUUCCCAUGUCCCAUUAGGUACCUAGUCCCCAUUUAGCAGCCAAAAUUUGGAAGAAGCUGUUGCGGUUUUGCGACCUUCUCUCAAGUUACCACCAAAUUCCCCAAAUCGCAACAGAAAAAAAGAGAAAAAAAAAAAACGAGAAAGCGUCUCAAUUGCGAUUUUCUCUUUGGGGGGAUGGCGUUAAACACGAGAUAUAUCGAGCUCGCCAAGCAGCUGCACCCGCGACUGCAGCGCUUCUUCGCCAAGUACCCCCCGAACCAGAUCCUCCCGGCCUCGACGAGGACGAACACGAUCAAGGACGGCGCUACCCCGAACCCUUUCCUGCCCCAUAAGCACCCCGUGACCGGGAAAUGGCACGACCCGGAGUACUCCCUGAGACGGCAGGCGGAGCUCGUGAAGCUGGCGAGGGAGCACGGGGUGGAAGAGCUGCUGCCGUUCACAUCUAAGGGCACGGAACAGCGCAUACGGCACAGAGUUGCGCAUGGUCUCAGGGUUCGCGGUACGGGUGUUGGACAGACCGUCAAGGGUCACUUAUACGAAAGAAUGCUAGCUGCCAAGAUGGAGAAGAGGAGAACGGCUAUGCUUGGUAUGCCGAGGCUUGUCAGGGAAUGGCGGAAGAUCGGGAAGAACAGGUGGACCAAAUAUCCACGGUAAACAAUCAUGUCAUGACUUACGACUCGAGACAAGAAAAAAAAAGAAAGAAAAAA